AUGCAUCUGGAUCUUGUCGGAGUUGGCCUGCAACCGUCGACUGUUCGUAGGAAUGGCUUUGACAAUCACCUUGUCGAGAUGGCCCUCACCGUGCUUCGACAUGCAGCCCGCCCGCUGCGCUGUGAUGGGCAAACACGCUUCAUUGUACGAGGGUUUCCUACUGCAUCAAAGGAUAUUUUGCAAGAUGUCGUCUUACGGCACGACGGUGCUGUUUUCCUGUGCCCUGUCGAAGCUCCACUGAGCAAGGAAUCAGUCCGGAACUUUACAGAGCACGACAGUUCGCAUGAUGAAUUGUUGGUUUUCCGUGUUGCUGCUCAGUGCAAAUGGCGCAACCGCGAUUUUCAGACCAAUCUUUCGCGGUUCCAUCUGAAGGCUGAAGUCAUGGUGCUUCACCGGUGGUACCUCGAAUGCCGGGAAAGUGAUGCUGAUGCAAAUCGACUUCCUAUCCGGAGGGAGCCCGCAUCCGCAUCCGCAGAGCCCAAGAUUGACGGGCGGUGCGAUUUAUCGGCGGUUCAAGGUGGUCAGCAGCCCUCCGGCUGA
Neoarthrinium moseri is the source of this 540-nucleotide messenger RNA. RefSeq lists its product as uncharacterized. Bases 1 to 540 code for a protein of 179 amino acids. The transcript has 3 exons. Lineage: Eukaryota; Fungi; Ascomycota; Sordariomycetes; Amphisphaeriales; Apiosporaceae. The record is from RefSeq and is a predicted model, not a curated record.